Molecule: messenger RNA, 527 nt
Organism: Molossus molossus (Pallas's mastiff bat)
Lineage: Eukaryota; Metazoa; Chordata; Mammalia; Chiroptera; Molossidae
Product: 60S ribosomal protein L13a-like
Exons: 1
Coding region: 174-527 (117 amino acids)
Biological process (GO): translation; negative regulation of translation
Cellular component (GO): cytosolic large ribosomal subunit; ribosome
Molecular function (GO): mRNA binding; structural constituent of ribosome
Source: RefSeq, a predicted model, not a curated record
GGCAGGUCCUGGUGCUUGAUGGCUGAGGCCAUCUCCUGGGCCGCCUCGCGGCCACUGUGGCCAAGCAGGUACUGCUGGGCUGAAAGGUGGUGGUCGUGCACUGUGAGGGCAUCAAUAUCUCUGGCAACUUCUAUAGAAACAAAUUGAAGUACCUGGCCUUCCUCCGCAAGCAGAUGAACACCAACCCAUCCCGUGGUCCUUCCCACUUCCAAGCCCCCAGCCGCAUCUUUUGGCGGCCGGUGCGAGGCUCGCUGCCCCUCAAAACCAAGCGAGGCCAGGCCGCCUUGGACCGCCUCCAGGUGUUUGAUGGGAUCCCACCGCCCUAUGACAAGAAAAAGUGGAUGGUGGUUCCUGUGGCCCUCAAGGUUGUGCGUCUGAAGCCUACGUGGAAGUUUGCUCACCUAGGCUGCCUGGCUCAUGAGGUCGGCUGGAAGUCCCAGGCGGUCACAGCAAUGCUGGAGAAGAGGAAGGAGAAGGCCAAGAUCCACUACUGGAAGAAAAAGCAGCUCAUGAGGCCAUGGAAAUAG